AUGGGUGAAUAUGGCUUAGGAACACAGACUCAGGAUACCCCGAAUGUCAUGUUUCAACUUGGUUAUCGUGUGGUUAAGCCAAGCGUGAUCGCAAAGUUGAAGAAAGGAAAAGAGCCAUGGCCAUUAGAGGAAUUUUUCCGUCAGAGCCGUGGUGAUAAGCGGCGGACCACUCACGACCCCAGAGCCAAACAUCAGGAGCAACAGGCUGGAAAUGCAAGGAAAGGAGAACUCACAAAGCGCCAGAAAACUCCCACCCGGCAUGAAAGCUACGACUGUAGCGAAUGUGGAAAGUCCUUCUGCCAGAAGUCUUCCCUGCUGGCGCACCAGGAAACACACACCAAGAAGUCCUAUAAAUGUGAGAAAUGUGGACAAGCUUUCUAUAAGAACGAAGACCUCACAAUCCAUCAGAAAGUCCAUACCAGAGAUAAAACCUACCCAUGUAAAGAAUGUAACAAAAUUUUCUAUCACCUGUCGUCUCUCACUAGACAUCUGAGGAUCCACGCUGGGGAGAAACCCUACGAAUGUAGCCAGUGUGAUAAAUCCUUCUACCAGAAGCCACACCUCACAGAGCACCAGAAAACACACACAGGGGAGAAACCUUUUGAGUGUAAGGAAUGUGGGAAGUUCUUCUAUGUGAAAGCAUACCUCCUGGUGCACCAAAAGACACACACAGGGGAGAAACCUUUUCAGUGUAAGGAAUGUGGGAAGUUCUUUUCUCAAAAAUCACACCUCACAGUCCAUCAGAGAACACACACAGGGGAGAAACCCUACAAAUGUAAGGAGUGCGGCAAACUCUUCUCUAGGAAUUCUCACCUCAAAACCCAUCAGAGAACUCACACAGGGGAGAAACCCUACAAAUGUAAGGAGUGCGGCAACUGCUUCUACCAGAAGUCAGCCCUCACUGUGCACCAGCGAACUCACACCGGGGAGAAGCCUUUUGAAUGCAGUAAGUGUGGGAAACACUUUUACUAUAAAUCAGAUCUCACCAAACACGAGAGAAAGCAUACAGGGGAGAAGCCGUACGAAUGUGCAGAGUGUGGCAAAUCUUUCUCCGUGAACUCAGUCCUUAGAUUACACGAAAGGACUCACACGGGAGAGAAGCCGUACGAGUGUGAGAUCUGUGGGAAGUCCUUCUCUCAGAAGUCACACUUUGUCAUCCAUCAGAGGAAGCAUACAGGGGAGAAGCCCUAUGAGUGCCAGGAGUGUGGGGAAGGCUUUAUCCAGAAGUCACAACUCACAUCACAUCAGAAGACACACUCCAAAAAGGGAAAAGCUAACAAGUAGCGUAAGUUCAGAACCCCUGCAGGAAUUCACCCUUUGGCUGUAAUACACACAGAGGGAGAACCUUUUAAAUAUGGAGGAAAGAUGUCAGCCGUGUUUUUUUUUUUUUCUCCCUCAGAGAAUUAUCAGCAAAUGUGCAGAAAGAAAUUAUUCGAUGUUAUUAGAUAGACAUUGACAAUAGGGUCAAAUUUCAUAAAUAUUAGGUGGCAGAGUGUGCAAACUACAAAAUGUGAAAGAAACUUUUCUUUCAGAAGUCACACUGGUGCCAUAUAAAAAUAACACAAGGUAGAAAUCCAGUAAGUAAUUGAAUUUCCAGAAUUGUCUCUCAUAGCAUCUUGCACUACACAUGCCGAGUCCACAGUGAGGAACUCUGGUAUCAGGCACUCAGAAGGCUCCUCACAUGAUUGCACUCAAAAAGAUGGAAGGGCAUUCGUGCAUAGAUUGCAACAGAUAGGAGAGCCUCAUCAAGAACACACCCAUCAUGAAAUGUUAAUUGCAUGAAUACUUUAAUCAUCCAUAUAUAGGUAUUUUAAAUAUUUGAAACACCUUUAACAAAAAUGCCCUGAAGGCAGCUGUCACACUUCAAGUCCCAAUGCCAGUUCCAAGGUUGUUUUUACUUCCUAAAGAAACAUACAAUAUAAACAGAAACUAACUAAUAUCACAAUUAUCAAAGGUAUUAGAAGAGCAAAACACAGGGGCUGGAGAGAUGGCUCAGCUGUUAAGAGCAUUGAUUGCUCUUCCAGAGG
Molecule: messenger RNA, 2027 nt
Organism: Mus pahari (shrew mouse)
Lineage: Eukaryota; Metazoa; Chordata; Mammalia; Rodentia; Muridae
Gene: Znf25
Product: zinc finger protein 25
Exons: 4
Coding region: 1-1284 (427 amino acids)
Source: RefSeq, a predicted model, not a curated record